CUUAUCAAAGGGGUAUAACUCUAAUUGUGAGUGCUUCAAGAACACAUUGAUUUUGUCACAAGUUCUGUGACCAUGCCGAAGUACUACCCGGAAGAGGAAGGGGAGGAACCCAAACCAAAGACAGCCUGCUCUGGCAUCCGAGAAGACCUCUUAGAUUGUCUGCUGAAGAGUGACUGUGUGAUGAAGGACGGUAAGACGCCCAGGGAGUGUCUACAGCUCGGCCACCAUCCCAGCAUACCCAACAAGUGUCACAACCUCCGGACAGCUUUCUUCGAGUGUAAACGAUCAAUCCUGGACAUGCGCAGCAGGUUCCGUGGAAGGAAGGGCUACUGAGCAUGACAGUGUGUAUGUGUGAGAGGUGACAAAUGAGAGUUGUGAGCAACUGGUUCUGCUCAACCAACUGGUCAAUCAAGUUCUGUUACAACAGUGCUGUAAAACCUGAGACCUGAAGACCACUUCAAGGUGUAGUGUAGACCUAUGUGGAGGCUGGAUUCAUUAAAAGUUGACUAAGCUGGGUGUGCUAAGGAAUGUUGACUGCUGAAGGUAUUGUUAGUCUGUUCUCCUGAAAGGGACUUGUGUAGUACAUUGUAUGUGGUAAUUUUAUUCUUUGAUACAAUAAUUAAUUCUCAUGUAAGAUUUUUACCAUGGUUGAUCAAGCAAUAGAUACAUCCUAAUAGCACCAGGUGAAUGUUCUAUAUUUUGUAUGAUAUGGCAAAGAAAUGAUCAGCGAGUCUGUUAAACAAAUAUUUAAAAUAACCUGGCCUGAAGCAAAGAAACUUGGUACAGUGGUUGUAAUUAAUGAUUUGUCACCAUUGAUGGUAAGACUAAGAGAUAUUCAGGUUGUUGGUGACAUGGAACACAGACGAUGUUGACCUGUAGAUGUGAAUGAAUCUAUUUAGAUGUGGAUGUUUUGUCUGAUGUGCAAUGUUGAUACCAGUAGGGUGGGAUAAAGAUGUAUAUGAGA
Molecule: messenger RNA, 964 nt
Organism: Haliotis rubra (blacklip abalone)
Lineage: Eukaryota; Metazoa; Mollusca; Gastropoda; Lepetellida; Haliotidae
Product: cytochrome c oxidase assembly factor 5-like
Exons: 4
Coding region: 73-333 (86 amino acids)
Biological process (GO): mitochondrial respiratory chain complex IV assembly
Cellular component (GO): mitochondrion
Source: RefSeq, a predicted model, not a curated record